AUGACUGUGGAGGUUGUUCUUCGCGCAUUUGCCGGGGCUGCCAUGUUUAUCUCCCAGCCCGAAAAGAUCGUCGAAACUUCAUCAAAAGCGCACUGGGUGGUAAUCUUCUCGAAUUUUGCGAGAAAUGUAAGGUCUUCAUCGGCGAGGAAGGCCAAACCCAAGUUUUCGGGACUUGCACGGCAAUUUCAAAGAUCGAGUGGAAAAUGGGAACAUCCAACCCCUGAAGCCCAAGCAGCGUCUGAAGGGGAAAUCCUGGAGUAUCGGCGUCUCCAUCUGUGGGAAUUCGAACGUCAUAUGGAAGCUGCCUUCCUGGCCGCACUUAAUUUCAAUGCGAGAAGGUGGGUAGCUGACCCUGACCAGGAAUUCUCCAUGAUAUAUCCCAAGAUUGGCCAGUCUUUCGACAAAGAAUCGAUGAUACCGGCGGACUCGCAGACUGACUACCGGAAAUUGCCCACGGACAACAAGGUUGCCCUUGCCCUGUGUCCCGCGGUGUACAAGACGUGGGACUUUAGCCCUGGCGACAGGCGACACACUUGCAUACUCAAGGCCUUGGUCAUGGCGGCUUUGGUCGGGAUGAGACAAGGUUCGGGUAUCUCCCGCUCACGGAUAUGCCUUGAAUAUGCCCAGCGGAGGACCGAGGGUCGGCUGACGGGCUUCUAA
Molecule: messenger RNA, 660 nt
Organism: Cladophialophora psammophila CBS 110553
Lineage: Eukaryota; Fungi; Ascomycota; Eurotiomycetes; Chaetothyriales; Herpotrichiellaceae
Exons: 2
Coding region: 1-660 (219 amino acids)
Source: RefSeq, a predicted model, not a curated record